Aspergillus clavatus NRRL 1 is the source of this 987-nucleotide messenger RNA. RefSeq names its product SDR family oxidoreductase. The record is from RefSeq and is a predicted model, not a curated record. The coding region runs from base 1 to 987 and encodes 328 amino acids. Lineage: Eukaryota; Fungi; Ascomycota; Eurotiomycetes; Eurotiales; Aspergillaceae. Gene Ontology annotation, molecular function: oxidoreductase activity. The transcript is spliced from 2 exons.
AUGACUUCUCUCAAUCUUUCCGUAGAUGAUAUUCCCCGUCUGGAGGGGAAGACAGCCAUCAUCACCGGUAUCUUCUAUCCCAAUGCCUUCCUGUUCAGUUGCGGUUGCUCCGGCAUUGGAUGGGAAUCUGCCCAACUGCUCGCCGCUAAAGGAGCCACCGUGUAUGUGCUCGAUAUACAUCCACCCCCCACCCAGGAGCACCAGGGGAAUGAGGAAGAGGAGAACAGAGAAUCCGGGAUCCAUUACAGGGCCUGCAAUGUGACUUCAUGGCCAGUGCUCCGGGCAGUCUUCGACGAAAUCCCGCAGGUGGACAUCGCCAUCGCGAACGCCGGGGUCUCGGAGGAAUGCGACUACUUCGCCGACACCUGGGAUGCGGAGGGCAACCUCGAAGAGCCGCGUUACGCGGUUUUGGAAGUGAAUUACCGCGCGGUCCUCAACUUCGUCAAGCUGAGUCUGUCGGCGCUUCGCCGCGCUGGCAACAAGAAUGGUAGUCUUGUGCUCACGACCAGUGCCACGGCCUACUCGCCCGAGCAUAGUCUGCCGGUGUACAGUGCCACGAAACUAGCGCUGGUGGGCCUUGUCCGUGCAUUGCGAUCCACCCUGCCGCAUCAGUACGGCACCACCAUCAAUGCCGUUGCACCCGCUGCUACCAUCACCAGCCUCUUGCCAGCCAAUCUGGCCGCCCCCAUCAUGGCCGCGGGGGCCCCCGUCAGCACGGCGCGGCAUGUGGCCCUUGCAGUGGUUUAUUCCGCCACCGCCUCGCAAGAAAAUUGCGUUGAAAGCUAUGGGAAUGAUGGGCCCGAGCAACUUGGCCCCGGCCGGUGGAAUGGCCGCGUCAUUCUCACCCUGGGAGACAAGUGGACCGAGCUUGAAGAGCCGUUGGCGGAACGGAGAGCAGGGUGGUUUGGGGCCUGGAACACGGAGAAGACUGCGUUGCAGCAGAAGUUGACGGAUAUGCGAUUCGGCGGGUUGAAAGGAGGGGAAUGA